ACCGGCACCGCCGCCCAGAGGCCGCCGGGCGCCUUCCUCCUCCUCCUCCUCCUGCUGCUCCUGCUGGGUCUUCAGGAUGGAGACCAGCUCUUCAGAUCUCGACAACAGCAGUGAAGUGUCCUUUUGCCUCACGGAUGAUGAAGUCAGCAGCCUCCAGAUCCCUUCCUUGGCCUCCUCCAAGGGUCUCUCUUCCCCAGAGCACAGCCCUGUCAAGGGGCAGGAAGAGAAAGACCGGAAGAGGCGAAGGGGCCGCACCAAGGUCAAGAAUGAAGCUGUCCUUCACACCAUCAAGAAGACCCGGCGGGUGAAGGCCAACGACAGGGAGAGGAACCGCAUGCACAACCUCAACGCAGCCCUGGAUGAGCUCAGGAGUGUCCUGCCCACCUUUCCUGACGACACCAAGCUGACCAAGAUUGAGACCUUGCGCUUUGCUCACAAUUACAUCUGGGCCCUGUCGGAGACGCUGAGGCUGGCUGACCAGUGCCUCCAGAAGCCUCCCAAGGAGAUGGUUCUGCCCAGCUACCUGAGCUCUGCAGAUCAUCCGCCCAGCCCCGGUAGUGAUGCCGGCUCCUGGAUCUCCACAGCAUCUCCGGCCACCUCUUCUGCCCUGUCUGCCUGCACCUCCAGCCCUAGCAGCCCGGCAUCCUCUGAAGAUUAUUGUUAUGGACACACAGAUCACCUCUUCUCCUUCCACAGCCUCCCAAAAGACUUGUUGCAGAGCACUUCUUGCUUUAUGCAGUACCAUUAGACUGUAAAGGAAGUUUUUUACAUCGUGCGGUGUCCCCACUGCAAUGAAAGUCCCCCCAUUAUCAGUGAUCCUACUCUGGCAGCUUGUUCUGGUUGGGUUGUAGAUGCUCAGCAAGUUUUGAACCAUUACUGCCAGAAUCCCCCUUGUUGGUUGGGGGAUUCUGGGAGAUGUGAUCCAAAAGGUAGCUUUCCCAAUCUCUGGGUUUAGCUCUAGAUACUCACAUGUUGUACUUUGGUUUUUCAAAUCAAAGCUUCGUAGAUCUGUCAUUUUCAAUCCAAAGGUCACAAACAGAUCAAGCUAGGAAGGAUAUAAUAAACAAAUGUGUAACGUAAGUCUUUGGUACAUAUAGUCUUUUGAUCAAAUCACCAAGUGAUAACUGUGGCAGCAGAUCCCAUUUUUGAUAGUUUUCUCCCACCUUGCUUUCUAAGGAUUUUCUUUCUUUUUCUCCUUCACCCUCUUUUGUGUGUGUGUGGGGGGGGGGGACACAUCACAAAUCCCACUUUGUUUCUUUCAUUUCCAGUGACCUGAGCUCUUAGGCAUCAAUAUGAUUUUGAAAAGGGAAGAAAGGGGACAGAUUUGCUGCUGCAGACGAGGUGAAAAGUCAAUUUUACAAUUUGUAGAACUCUAAUGAAGAAAAAUGAGCAUGAAAAUUAGGUUUGAACGCCUUGACAAUACACUGAAAAGGCUUAGGGAGGGCUGAUUCGGCUGGGUGCACAGGGUCUCCUGCUAGAGACUUAGCACACCAAAUUCUCAAUAAAUUCUAAAGGCGUUGGGUGGAGCUUUGCUUCUCCCAGACAGGGCUCUGGAUCUGACAUGAUCAGUCCCUAAACAGGGUAGACAAGGAACUAGGUCCAUGCAAUAUGAAUCGUGACCUCCAUUACUUCUGUCUUGUUUUCGAGUAGCACUAGAUGUGGGGCACUCACUGUCUGUGUCUGAUGCUAGUUUAAUUUAUUCAGGAACUUUGAUUCAUACGGAAAUUGUAUUUUUGUACAUAAAGAGAUUUAUUCCUUUUAUUAUGUCCACAAUAUCUUAAAAUGA
This is a messenger RNA of Sceloporus undulatus (fence lizard), 1786 nucleotides long. It is a transcript of the gene NEUROG1, whose product is annotated as neurogenin 1. Bases 77 to 748 code for a protein of 223 amino acids. The record is from RefSeq and is a predicted model, not a curated record. The transcript is spliced from 2 exons. Gene Ontology annotation, molecular function: protein dimerization activity. NCBI's taxonomy places the organism in Eukaryota, Metazoa, Chordata, Lepidosauria, Squamata, Phrynosomatidae.